GAUUAAUCACACAAACUAUCGAGUGAUGUGAUGUGCCUUGGAAAAAUACUCACUUGUAUAGUAAGUAUCUUAACCCCAUGUGUUUCAGUGGGGUGAAAUCUAAGUAGGUCUCCAUCUAUUUGCACGAUCUUUACUAUUUCAUGCGCUGUCUAAGUACCACGAGCACUCUCCUCGGAAUAUUACUACUACAUGUUGUAUCGAGUUCAAUGGUCGAAUCACAAUACCAGCUCUUCCUUGAAAAAAAAAAAAAAAGAAGCACCUCUGAUGAAAUAUGCACACCGGAUGGUUCAAUGAGCUGUACGCCGACUCUGCAAUCUCGUGACCGUCCAUGGUUUGAAGCUCUGUUGGCCCACCUCUUGCACAGAUACUGUUUGCCGAUAAAAAAAUAUACACUGGCUGUACGAAGUACACGAGUGCAGACCAAUAUCGAGCUGACACCAAGCCCACUGCAUUCGCUACUACAAAGUCAAGUCCCUAAUGUUCUCUCGCCAGGGCAAUCACCAUUGCAGCCUACCAAGUGAGAGAAAGACAUGUGGCACUGUGAGGCGGGGGACCAGGGUGAAUGAACUAAUUAUAUCCUGAAGCCUGCCAGGGCACGCUACUGAUGCCUAAGGCAAUAGGGCCGACAGCCUCUUCUGAGACAGGUGCGGUCAAGGGCAAAAUGGUCGGAAUGAGGAAUUCUGUGAGUUGGAAUCUUGAAAGUGAGUUUAUUUCACUGGUC
Messenger RNA from Aspergillus saccharolyticus JOP 1030-1, 721 nucleotides. RefSeq lists its product as uncharacterized. The record is from RefSeq and is a predicted model, not a curated record. Bases 141 to 521 code for a protein of 126 amino acids. The transcript has a single exon. NCBI's taxonomy places the organism in Eukaryota, Fungi, Ascomycota, Eurotiomycetes, Eurotiales, Aspergillaceae.